Molecule: messenger RNA, 1819 nt
Organism: Haliotis rufescens (red abalone)
Lineage: Eukaryota; Metazoa; Mollusca; Gastropoda; Lepetellida; Haliotidae
Product: phosphomannomutase 2-like
Exons: 7
Coding region: 248-1003 (251 amino acids)
Biological process (GO): GDP-mannose biosynthetic process; mannose metabolic process; protein N-linked glycosylation
Cellular component (GO): cytosol
Molecular function (GO): phosphomannomutase activity
Source: RefSeq, a predicted model, not a curated record
CCGUCAACAAGUCUCGUGUAUAGUGCGCUCCUUUAAAACUAGCACAGCGAUAACAUUAUUCUGAUUCUGUACACCACCUCGUGUUUCAUAUCACACAGCCCCAGGUCUGAGUGUCAACCAUUAUAACUAUAUUCUGAGGGACAUUGUACUGAUUCACGAAGGAUAGAAGUACUUCAGCAAUUACGAUAUCGAGGUAGCUUGACUUAUUUGGAACUACCCAUAACCGGAAGUUGUUAUUAUUGAGAAGAUGGCGGACAAGCGAGACACGUCUAUCAUUUGUAUAUUUGAUGUCGAUGGCACUGUCACGAUGCCUCGACUUAAAAUCACAGAAGAAAUGGAUGCUUUUAUGGAGAAUUUGAAAUCCAAGGUUGUUGUAGGCCUUGUGGGAGGGUCUGACUUGUCCAAGAUAACAGAGCAGAUGGGGGGCUCUGCUGAUGUGAUCAAGAAGUUUGACUACCUCUUUGCGGAAAAUGGUUUAGUUGCCUUUAAGAAUGGAGAACAGAUUGGGCAAGAGAACAUUCAAAAAGCAAUUGGAGAUGAAACUUUGCAGAAACUCAUUAACUUCGCUCUGCGAUACAUGUCCGAUCUGGUAUUGCCAUGUAAGAGAGGAACAUUUGUGGAGUUCCGCAGCAGCAUGAUCAACCUGUGUCCGGUGGGCAGGAGCUGUUCUCAGGCGGAACGCCAACAGUUUGCGGAGUUCGACAAGCAAAACAAUGUCCGGCAGAAGUUUGUGGACGCUCUACGGGAAGAGUUCAAGGACGCAGGCCUGGUGUUUGCGAUCGGUGGCCAGAUUAGCAUCGAUGUGUUCCCGCAGGGCUGGGACAAGAGGUUCUGUCUGCAGUUUCUGGAGAAGGAUAACUUUAAAGAAAUACAUUUCUUCGGGGACAAGACAAUGAAGGGAGGUAAUGACCAUGAAAUCUUCGCAGACUCAAGAACAAUCGGCCAUACCGUCACAAGCCCUGAAGACACAAGGAAGCAAGUCACAGAACUUAUAUUUAAGUGAUGUAUAGGUAAUAUGUCUAUCAUGUCUCAUGACGUCAUGUAAAUAAUGUCAUGUCAUGUCAUGUAGAAGUCCGAUGGGAUGAGGACAUAGCUUUAGCACUGGGUUGGAAGUUUACAUGUGGGGAAUGCACCUAGAUGGUAAAAGGUCUAAUUGAUAAUAUGUUAACAUCCUCAAAAUUUAGUUGUCAUAUAUUGUCAAAGUCCAAUUUGAAGGAAGUUGAUACAUGUGAUCAUGCAGUAUCAUGUGACAAAAUGUUUCCACUAUCUGAAUAUGUAUGGAUGUUUGUAGUUGAAAUAUUUAAUGCUAAAUAGCCCCCAAGCUGUUGGAACUCUUCUUAAGAAAAAACAUCAAGAGUGCUACAAAGUCAUUCACUAUAACUGAUAAGAAAUUAUUUGUCUGUGGGUUAACUCAUGGUAUUAUAUAUAUUGAUUAUCAUAUGGUGUCUUACUAUUUAAUUCUAUUUAAUUCUAUCCUCAUGUUUACAUAGUCUGCCAAAACACAUAUUGAUAUAUCUCAGAUAAAGACUGUUUGAAGAACAAAAAACAGAAGUAACUGUCAAAACCAAAGUUCCAUCUAACGAACCUCAGUGGAGUGCGUUUUUGACAGAUUGAUGUGAAUAGUUUCAAAAAUUAUUCACCAAAUGUUAUGAUAGGUCUGUGUAGAUCCCUGCCAUUGAUCCACAGCGAGAUCAGUGCAGGUCUUGUAUGGGGUGGAGUUUCGUCCUCAUCACUGUUGAAACAUAUUUGUGCUUGUUAUAUUUUGUUAUGCUGUCUGUACAGACAUGCCAUGUGGGAAAUAAACUGGUUGUUUUAUAAA